GCGGGCAUGAAUGGCCAGAGGAAGCCAAAGAAGGCCAUGGAUUUAUCAUAUUUUUUACUGGUUUUACACAUUUUUGACAAAAUUACAAACACAUACGCAGUAGAAGGACAUGGCCAAGCCUUCAUCCAGACAGAUAAUGAGCUCCGAUAUAUGGUAGAUGGUGUUCCUCUCCAGGUGAUAUCUGGACAAGGUUUCCCAGAUUUUAACAACAUGGACUCAAACAGCUUACCAACAAGUCCUAUAUCAUUUGAUCCUCCUUUGCUUGAUUUUGAUGAACAACCUGUUGGUAUGCCUAAAAUGGAACAAGUCACUUUAGUAAACAGAGAUGGCCAAAAUAGUAUACAUCUUUUAUCAAUAUCGGGGAGUACCGUACACUUCCACUGUUCUUUUUUCCAAGAUAAGGUCGUACCACCUGGGGCCAAUACCACCUUUGAUGUAGUUUUCCUGGCGCGGCAGCUGGGCAAUGUAGAAAAUACUCUCUAUAUUCAUACAUCGCAGGGCACGUUUAGGUACCAGGUGUUUGGCGUGGGCACAUCGAAUCCCUACCGCCUACAACCUUUUUUAGGGGCCAAAGUCCCACUCAACAGUAGUUUUUCCCCGCUGAUACAAAUGCAUAAUCCACAUCCUACAGCGAUACAGGUAGUGGAAAUGUAUUCUAGCGGAGGAGACUUACACUUGGAGUUACCGACAGGUGAAAAAGAAGCUCCGAGAAAUAUGUGGGAAAUCCCUCCGUACGAAACGAGAACAGUGAUGCGAGCAAGCUUUGUGGGCAGGAUGGAGAACAACCAUACAUCAUUCAUCAGAAUAAAAACAAAUAAAACAGACGUUGACGAGAUGCUAGUUUUACCAGUUGAGGUGGAAGUAACAUCAGCCCCUGGUAUAUAUUCACCAGUAGAUAAGUUAGACUUUGAUAUACUGCGAACAUUGGAUGCACCAAGAACCCUGAGGUUAAAUCUUAUCAACUCCGGCACAAAACCUAUCCAUGUUUCAAGUGUAUCAUUAGAGCCACCAAACGAGGCAGUGCAUUUGGAGUUUAGGCCGGUGAAAUUAUUACCAGGGGUGCUACGGAGAACACCAGUUGCACUUGUUACAUAUACAGCUACAAAAGCGUUACACCCUCGCCAGUGGUCAGGGAACGUGGUCAUCAAAGCCAAGGAUGACGAGUAUAAACUUGUGCUUCCAUAUCGAGCGACAGUACUUCACGGGUCACUUGUAUAUGAUGCAAACAACACUAAGUUUUACUCAGGCAAGUCAGAAAACGUUACACGAGGAGUUCCACUGACCAACACGUUCAACUUUACACUGGUUAUAUACAACGUCUCAUUGCCACCAGAAGUAGAAAAGUAUUUUUCUAUUGUCAACUUCACCCAUCCUGCCCAGAUAAAGCCGAAGGAAACUUUAUCAUCAUUUUCCCUCCAUUUCCACCCAAAUAGUACAGACCUACACUUCACAUUUCUGCUACGAUUGUGGUCCAACGCGUCUAUCUUCCAUAUCCCGAUCUUCGUAUAUAACGGACGGUUAAGAGUCGUGCACCAUCGGCCGGAGAUAUUCAAAGGUCAGCUUGACUUCGGUACGAUGGGUGUUGAGGAGCAGCGCAGCAUGACCUUCACCUUAAGGAACGAUAAUCCAGUCGAUAUCGUUAUUACGGAGUUUGGUGCCAAUAUGGACAAGACAGUGGUCGAGUUACUAGGCGUUGAAAAAGGCAAUGGGACCACACUGACGCGCAAGCAUAAUACUUCAGAGUUAGAUACGAAACCGUUGGUGUUGAAGCCGUUUCACUAUGCCGUUUUUAGCGUGAACCUGGUAGCUCCAGACUGGGAGGGCACAUUCGUGGCGGAAAUCAUCAUCGUUACACAGUUUGAGCAUUUAUACAUUCCAAUGACCCUGAGGACAGCUGAAGGGAGCUUGAACGCUAUACCUGAAAAAAUAGUAUUUGAAAAAGUUUAUCCUGGAAAGAUCUCAUAUAAAGUGUUAAGAAUGCAUAGUUCCUUCGACAACCUAAUGGAAGUUCGCGACGUCUCUUUUCAACCGAAUGAUACCAGAUUUUAUUACGUACCACCAAAAACUACUCCAGUGUAUCUCACACCUCAACAAGACACUGUCAUCGGCAGAGUAUAUUUUGACGCAAAACGGGAAUGUCAAGAUGAUUGCUACGUCGGCUUACCCACAUAUACAGCAGCUGGCCACCCCUGGUUAUUAGGUCUAACUCUGGAUAAAGAGGUGGCGGAUACGGACCAAUAUCUGUUUACGAGGCUGCAGCAAAUGUGGGAGGUCUUAGGGGCAAGAGAACAGUCCACUAUAAACGUCACAAUACAGCUGGACACAAACCAAGUGCGAGGUUUUUUAUUCCCGGCCCAUGCCCAUCUCUGCUGGCCGCCACUGAUUAAAAAGUCAAAGUUAAAAUUUCCACUCACACAAAUAGGGAAUCUCUCGACUACUGAGUUUUAUGUUGAAAAUCCAGGCGAUGUGCCGGUACUGGUACAGGUUCUACCUCUCUCCGUCUAUCCAAACCCACAAACCAUCGUGGACAUGGUCAGUCAGAGCUUACCAAGCGAUCUCACUGACUACAUAGAGAUGGACGAUGAGGACAUAUUCCGACUGCAAGAUUUGGAGAUUUAUAAUAGUUCUGACACAAACCCUGUGCUAAAAUAUCGAAAACAUAUAGAGGGUUACCUGGGUGUGAAGCCACAUCGAAACACGAUUGCAGCAGUCCUACAGCCUGGUACAAAACUCAGAGUACGAUUGGCAUUCCAGCCAAAAGAUGAUACGUCGAAAACUACUCUCAUUCUGGUUAGGAAUAAUUUGACGAUAGUGGAUACAGUGGUCGUCCAGGGGAGAGGGGGCAUGGGUGACAUGAGAUUCAGUAACAGAAGACCAGGAUCACAGGCACCCCUACUCUUCGAUAUGACCGAGAAACACCUCAAAAAUUGUGAUAUUCCAUUUAUUUCAGAUAAAAAACAGAACAAAGCCAUUAUUCCCAACUUUACAGUCAAGCGAUCAUUCACGGUGAAGAACUCUAGAGAAUUACCAUUCUACGUUCAUAAAUUUGGCAUCAACGGAUAUGAGUGUGAAGGAUAUGGCUUCCGUGUUUUAAACUGCGAAGGUUUUCAGCUCGAGCCCAACGCCAGUAGAAAAAUAGAUAUAGCAUUCACGCCCGAUUUUACCAUGUCAAGAAUUCAGCGUACACUAACAAUUGACACAACGUUAGGUCCGCCUAUCAACUACACGUUACAGGCCACGUUACCUCCUCAUAUGUUGAAUAAGUGUUCAGCGGCGCUACCGCGGCCACCCUGGGAACCAGUUUUAUAUUACUCUGCGACACUGUCAAUGUUUAUCUUAUGCCUCUGCGUAAUAGGGGCUGCUUAUUUUGAAUCCGAUAGGAUUUUCAUGGGCGAUAUCAUGCGGAGACGCUCGAAGGCCACAACAAAUCCGAGUCUGCUUGUGGACAAGGGUAAAAUGUUCGAUUUGAAAAAUAUUGCGGGAGUUAAAGAGGUGAAGAUGACAAAACCAGAUUUAGCCAAUGGUCAUGUUGAUAAUAAAAUAAAAGUGUCAACAACUCCUGCAAUGGUGCACAAGGUUCCUGUGAAAUCGAACAGCCCGGAUGUGAAAAAUAGUCCACAGUUGCCGCCGAAGGAGACGAAAGUCCCAGAUAUCAAAAUGGUGGACGCCGAGACGAAGCAGAGGAAGCCGAAACUCGCCAAGAAGCACUCGAAUGAAAUGGUCGAUUUUAUUCAUGUCAAUGAGAAGAAGUUAGGUGGUGCCAGUGGUAUGACUGGCAAGAAGUCACCAAACGAGAAACAGACGACGCCUGAACGUGAGAACGUCAAAGAUACUACGUCGAGUAUGGAAACACUCGAUCCUAUUGAAGUCACCAUGAUCCCUGAUGUGUACACGGAGAUCGAUGAUAUCCUGAGCAGGAAAGAUAUUAAGCCUAAACUGAAGCGCAAAUCCAAAACCCAACAAAAGGACGAAGUUAAGGAGAAGAGAGCUAUGAAGCAGCUCCACUCCGACCUGUUUGUCGUUGAAAAUGACGACACCUCCUCGACUACGACUGAAUCAAGCCUGGACAUUGAAGACAAGUCCAGCGCUCGUGAUUCGACCCCCGAACCGCAAGUCACCAAGACAAAGACCAAAAAGAACAACAAAAACAAGAAUCGCCUGGACAAGAAGAAGAUCGAGGCGGGCCUGUUGGAUGAUGGGAAAGAUGAUGACGAUGAUGACUUCGUGCUGACAACCAAGUCCAAAGCUCACAAGAAGAUCAAAGUUGACUCGAAGAAAGUUUACGGAGGGAAUAUUCUUCGCCCGAGCACCCUCGAGUUGCCCUACACCACCAAGCUGGAGGCAUCGAAGGAAAACCAACAACCAAGACACGAACCCACGUCACCUCACAGCAUCGCUGCAGACAUUGUCAACCGAGCAUCCAAGAAAAACUCCAAACUGAAUCGGGCAAAGCCGAAAGGCUUCGACCCGCUCAGUCUCCCAGGACAUGACACGGAUAGUAGCGGAAAUGAUUCUCUGCCGAUUCUAUGGGACUCGCCCAUCAACACUAACCAAUCCGUUGAUGGAGACUUCAGUGACCUAGCCAUGCAGACAGAAGCAUUCGCUCUGAAGCAUGGGCGGCAACUCCAGGGUCUGAACGGCAACUCAUCUUCUCCAGAACCGACCUCAAGCCUGAACGGAAGCCGCUCUGGCAGCUAUAGCAGUAUCGUGAGCAGCAACGGCUCUGAGGCCAACCCUAUGAAGACCAAGAAGGAAUCGAGAAGGAACAACCCAUCGACUGAUAACAAGUUUGCUCCUAUCACAGUUCCCGGACCUGUUGGAAGCAAGACCAAGCGCAAUGACGCCCCGAGCACCAGUUGGGUAUCUGCACCAUGGAACCUUUCCCCUGUGAGUCCAACCACCCCUGACGUCAGCGCCCUGGGCCUGCAUCCCAUCCAGGAGAUCCAUGUGCCUGUCACCAUCGCGCCCAAGGAUACUGCAGUCAUGGACACAGCCAAAUAUGCCCACGAUGCCCCACCACCAGCACCAGCUCCGAUCAUUUCCAAACUUGAUGCGAAUGCUGCACCGUUCACAUUCACCGGGACGUCGGUUCCCUCGACUGUAGCGCCGACCCAGUUUGAGCCACCGGUUACCAUGAUGCAGCGCCUGCAGGCUGAACGCAAGAAGAGGUUGAUCGAGUACCAGAAGAGGCUCAUUCAAGGAGAGGAGUGGCCAGGCUUUGACAUGCCCGUGCAGCAGAGUGACAGCCUUUGGGACAGCCCCCCAUUUAUCCCAACGUCAGAUGCCUGGACUGCAUUUCCUUCAACCACUGCUAAGGAUACCACUUGGGCAGCAACCAACACGAGCCCAAACAACAGCUGGAGCCCGAUGUCGACCAGCCUCUGGAGCUCUGGCACCAACACGUCAGGCGAGAACUCCUUCCUCGACCUAGCACCAGGGGGCAGCAGUGGUCCCAGUGCAAACAAGGACAAAGCAGAAGGCGCCGCUUCCUUGGGGAGUUUUGACCCGUUCAACACCCUUGGGAGCACCCGUAACAUCUGGGGUCCUGGGGCUGGCACAACAGGUUGGAACCUGAAAGCUCCCGAUCAAGAUCCAGACCAUUAACCGGUCAACCCUAGCACCCCCUGUUAAGUUGUCAAUGCCAUGUUUAUUUCAGUGUAAAUGUAUGUGUAUAAGCGUGAAGUUCAUAGAUAUUUGUUGAAAAAUUUUUUCAUCAGCAUUGAUUUGCUUAUUUGGUAGAUUUAGGGCUUUUCAGAGAAAGAAACUGCACCACGUUCUUGUCGAUAUUACUGAGAUUUGAUCCCAAUACAAAUUCAAAUUCAGUUAGUAAACAUUUCUAGUGUUCAGAUAUUUCAGAGAAAUUAUUUGUAUGAUUGAUCAUAUUGUUUGAGAUCCAAGUCUGAGAAUUUCACACAUCUUUGUCCUUUGUUAUCAUUCCCUGUGGUUGGAAAAGACUUAAAAGAGUUCAGGGGCCUUUAAGGCUUACGAAAUCACAAAAGUAAUGUAUAUAAAAUGGGUUUAAAAAACUUUCUGAUUUGAUUUCUGAUUUGCACUUGAAAUGAAACUAGACUCUGUAACAACGCCAUUAAGGAAUGAAGGAGUUUUAACUCUUCAAAUUUGUCGACAGUGUUCAGUCUUGUAAAUGGUUUCAGACCAAAUUUAUGUGCACAUUUGUUUUUUUUGUAGUGUCAAAUAUUUAGCUCGGAUAUAUUAUCCUUGGUAUUAGCUAUGAACUUCACAUCCAUUUUUGCUUCAUUUAGAUUGUAUAGUCCAUGUAGUGAGUAUGAAUACGACGGCAUAUGUAUGGCACUUGACAGGGCUGUUUGGCUCGAAGGGCCCGGUUAACGAAUUUUGACUCUUAUUUUACUGAUAUUGACUACAUGUAAUGGUUAAGGCUAUUAUAGGACUGACCCUUGUGAAAAAAGAGCGACAAAAAUCGUGCAUCAGAAGAUUUGUCGAUUCUGCUAACACAAAAAGUUGAGCAGGAGAAUCCACAGAACUGUUAAUUCUGAUGGAAGCUUUUUUUGUCGUACCCUGUAUAGAACAAGAUGGUUGUCCAAAACAACAAGGACUUUGUGCUUCAGGUUUAAUCUUAGGCUUAAUAUUAAACUUAUCUCAACAUAACAAUGUUAAUCUUAGACGAUGUACACAUUAUACACAAGAGACAUGUUCCGAGCGAAUGCUUUAUAGCAAUUCGGUUUAUUAGCAAUCGCAAAUGCGCUCCAACUAAAUAGAGUUGACAGCGGGUGCUGAUACACGAAUGUGCAUGCUAUAGGCGAUGGUGACUUCAAUGUUGUUCUAAAGUUUCCAAUAACUUGACGUUGUGUUUAUUGUUUUCUCUUAUUCGGCAUGGUCUGGGUAAAACUUGAAGGAGUCUUGGGGAGUGGCAGGGUGAUAGGAAAUUCUGAGCGUCCACCAAGCUAUUAAGAACUGAGAUGUACCAAUCGAGACUUUGAGAACGUUCCACUCAUGAACUUGGUUAGUAGAAUAAAAACUGUGACAAACCUCUUUUGUUACUUGACUCGCAUCAAAAUUCAACAUUUCAAGUCAAUAUUAGUUGUAAUUCUUACAAAUUCAACUUUAGUUUUUCCCCAUAUGAUUUUGAAGAUCGUUUCAAAACUGAUUAUAAAUUCCUGGAAAGGUGAAUCCAGGUGAUUGUCAGCAUUUUUGGUUGAUUCAAAUGGUAAUUUUUCUCCGUUUGAUUUGGAAAUGACAUUUUCAUACUGUUGACUUUUACCAAAUCAAUGGUGUUUUAUUUGAAGCCUUCAACCAUGGAAAUGUUUCCGAGUCCAUUCUGAUUCAUGUUUUUGUUGAAGGUUGCUUGUAGGUUUACAAGACGGUGUUAUUAUUCAAAGGCUUUUCUCUAUGAAAAAUACAAAUGCUAAGAGAAAUUGUCAAAGGUUUUUACUUAACAUUUAGCUUGCUUUAAGCUAAAAGGGACAAUUGAAAUGCAUCUGCAAGGUUAAUUCAGUUGUUUUCACCAGUGGAUCUUUUCAAAUUAACUUCUCCAUUUAUGUGCUAAAAGUUUCUGACGCCAAUAAGUGCAUCUUUAAUUUCAAGUUGAUUAUGUUAUUCAAGUGUUAAGACGAAGACAGGUUGUCUUCAGUAAUGUUCAAGGAACCGGAAUAACAGGUUGUGGUCCUUGGUAGAUUUGGGCACAUCCACCAAUAUCUGUGACAGGAAUGAUCUUCCAUUGUUGUCCAGGUACCAAAGCUGACCUGGGGAUGUGCUGAUUUUAAACACAGGUUCAUGACUUGGUUAUGCAUUCUCAAUCUCAAAAUAUUUCCCAAAUGUUGCGGGAAGUUGGGAGGCAUCUUUGAUGUCUCCAUGGCAACUACUGAGGUUCUUUCAAUUUUUUACAGCCAUGAAAAAUAAAUUUGUUUUUACUGCUGCGAA
Lineus longissimus is the source of this 7896-nucleotide messenger RNA. Its product is annotated as transmembrane protein 131-like. The transcript is spliced from 32 exons. NCBI's taxonomy places the organism in Eukaryota, Metazoa, Nemertea, Pilidiophora, Heteronemertea, Lineidae. The record is from RefSeq and is a predicted model, not a curated record. The coding region runs from base 7 to 5604 and encodes 1865 amino acids. Gene Ontology annotation, cellular component: membrane.